Molecule: messenger RNA, 1374 nt
Organism: Musa acuminata AAA Group (dessert banana)
Lineage: Eukaryota; Viridiplantae; Streptophyta; Magnoliopsida; Zingiberales; Musaceae
Product: GDSL esterase/lipase At1g28570-like
Exons: 5
Coding region: 33-1166 (377 amino acids)
Molecular function (GO): hydrolase activity, acting on ester bonds
Source: RefSeq, a predicted model, not a curated record
UAAGACUCCCGUCACACUUCUGACAACUAGCAAUGAACGAGAUGGCAUCUCAUAGCUUCUUCCUGCUCCUCCCCAUAUCAUUAGCAGUCCAUGCAACCCUAAACCAUGCUCAAGCAAAGCAAUGUUUCAUCGAGGCCAUAUACAGCUUCGGUGACUCCAUAGCAGACACCGGCAACCUUCUUCACGAAGGCGCCGCCGGGUUAUUCGCUCCCAUCGGCAGCCUCCCCUACGGAGAGACGCUGAAGAAGGCGACCGGCCGCUGCUCCGACGGUCUUCUCAUGAUCGACUACUUUGCUCUUAAUCUUAAUCUUCCACUCAUUAAUCCUUACCUGGACGAGAGCUCCAACUUUGAGAGUGGAGUCAACUUCGCGGUGGCCGGAUCGACAGCACUGGACAGCUCAUUCUUCGUGCAAAGGAGCAUUUACACUCCAGUCGCUAACAGCCCUCUCGGUGUUCAACUCGAAUGGUUCAAGACCCAUCUCAACUCCACAUGCUCCUCGCCAACAGAGUGUGCAAGGAAACUUGAGCGCGCACUGAUCCUGAUGGGGGAGAUCGGAGGCAACGACUACAACAACGCCUUCUUCCAAGGAAGAACUAUCGCCGACGUGAAGAGCUUUGUUCCCCUAGUCGUGCAAAGGAUCAUAAGCGCUGCUGAAGAGGUGAUCGACCUCGGUGCAGCUCAACUGGUUGUUCCCGGGAACUUCCCCAUCGGAUGCGCGCCGAGCUACCUCACCAUGUUCACCACCGCGAACGCCGCCGCUUACGACGCCGACAACUGCCUCGAGAACUUCAACUCGUUCGCGGUCUACCACAACGAUCACCUUCAAGCUGCACUCGAGGGGCUGAGACGAGCACACCCCCGGGUGACCAUCAUGUACGCCGACAACUACGAGGCCUUCAUGUAUCUCCUCAACCACGCCGCAGACCUAGGGUUUGACGAGGGUUCCUUGCACAAGGCAUGCUGCGGAGCUGGGGGGCCAUACAACUUCGACAUCAAUCUCAUGUGUGGGUUGCCCGGAACCGAGACAUGCACUGAGCCAAGCAAGUACGUUAGCUGGGAUGGCAUUCACCUAACGCAGGAGGCUUACAGGGUCAUGGCACAGUCACUGAUCAUGCAGGGGUUUGCCUACCCCAACAACCAUUUCCAGGAGCAAUGGAAAUGCUAGUGGCAGCACAAUCCUGCAACACAGUCAAGUUGUCGAGGGUGGUUCACCAGGCAAUCUUCCCUUCACAAGAAUUCUCAGCCAAUUCAGUCUCAGCCAUAUAAAUAUAAUGUAAGCUCUGUAAUGUAUACAAUAUGUGUUGGGAAGGGGAAUAAGACUUUCAAAAAUCAAAAGAAAAUUUCAAACACCAACAAUCAAAAACAUAUGAACU